CCCCUGCUCUGGCUGUUUUGUUACCAUGGAUGCAGCUUUACAAGGCAAAACAUUGCACGUGACAUUCCGUGUAACGUCACAAACACCCUACCACUGUUAGACGCGUUCGUUUUUGACACGACACUUUGGGAGAUUACACCUUUCGGUGCAUUAACUGCAUUUUUGUCCUCUUAAAAAGGCAAAAAUUAUAAUUUUACAGGAUAGCUCAACGAAAAUCAUCACUUUAUAGAAAUGAAUAGAUAUACAGAGGAUAUAGGAAAGAUGGAAAGAAGGACAGACACUCUUUCCCGAAUUGACGAGAUUCUUCAACCUGUAGAGGACUUAGAAAAGCGGAUCCGUGGCCGGAUUUUCAAUGGUCACUUGGAAUCCGGUUGCAGUGGACCAAGGGUGGCUGUUGAAAACGUGACAGCCUUUAGAGAAACACCCAGGGACAGCCUGCAUCCACUUGCUGAAUUUUUUGGGGAGGUGCAGCCGCAGCGGGAAUUGAGCUUGGCAUCUUCAUUGAGCUCUGAUGGAAGUUCAAUGACAACUCGAGACAGUCGCACUCCCGAGGAGCUCAGAGCCGUCCCAUUGGUUAAGACCCCCUCUCCUCCUCCACCAUUUGCUCCGUGUCCUCCAUCAUCCUCUCCACCUCACAGAAGUCAGAUUCCAGUGAGGUUAAAAAACUACAGAGAAACAGACAAAGAAGUCGCCGGUGGUGUCAGGCUGGUGACAGCCCAACGUGUGGUUAGGGCACUGGAGCAAAUGCAUCAAAAAAUUGUGGAUGCGUUCCUGCCCCAAACCUCUGCAGCUCGGCGGCGGCUUCUUCCUUCCCGAGCUCCAGCUCCUCCUGGAUCUCCAGUUCCGGCCCCCCCUCGAGUUCCAGCUCCCCGAGCUGGAGUUGGAGCUGGGGCUCGAGCAAGGGUUGUAGCUCUGACCCCUGCUCGAGCUCCAGCUCCUCCUGGAGCUCCAGUUCCGGCCCCCCCUCGAGUUCCAGCUCCCCGAGCUGGAGUUGGAGCUGGGGCUCGAGCAAGGGUUGUAGCUCUGACCCUCUCCCGAGCUGGAGUUGGAGCUGGGGCUCGAGCAAGGGUUGUAGCUCUGACCCCUGCUCGAGCUCCAGCUCCUCCUGGAGCUCCAGUUCCGGCCCCCCCUCAAGUUCCAGCGCCUCAAACUGGAGGAGGAGCUGGAGUUGGAGCAGGGUCUGUAGCUCCAGCUCCUCCAGCUCCAGCUUCUCCACAAGCUCCAGCUCCAGAACGUAGGACACCUCGAAGGGUUGUUAGACAGCCUCCAGAGGUGGACUUUAAAGGGCUCAUCGUGGGGUACCUCCUCUCAAUUGACGAAAAGUUAGGGGAGGAGCUUCAGCCAGUCUCUGAUCCUUCAGAGACUCUCCAGCUGAGCCUCAGCCUGCUGAGUCAGGACGACUGGAAGAAAAAGAUGGAGGGGCUACGAUACAUCCGCACCCUGGCGCGGCAUCACCGAGGGGAGUUGGAGUUAAGCCUCCAUACAGUUUGCUUGGGGGUGACACAAGAGAUUAAAAACAAUCGCUCUUGUGUUUCCUUUGCGGCACUGGACACGGUGGUAUACUUGUGUGUACACCUCAAAGAGAGGAUGGACAGAGAGGCUGAAUGGACCUGUGAGAGUUUACUCCAGGUGUUUGCAAGGGCAAAUGCCAAUGUGUCCAUUCAGCAGCAUGCGAAGGAAGCUCUGACAGCUCUGGUUCACGGUUGCAGCCCGAGUCGCUUCCUAAACAGCCUGGUGACUAUGGGUUUGAAACAUAAGAGCGUUCUCGUGAGAGCUGGUGCCGCACUGGGGCUCCUCAUAAUCACUAAAUUCAUGGAAGCGGAGAAAGUUCUGUCUGCAGGUCAGACUUUCACCAAAUGCUUCCUGUUGGCUGUCAGUGAACUGUGUCAGGAUGCUUCCUCUGAAGUCAGAGCCCAUGGAAAGGCCAUCCUAAAAGACCUGGUCAAACAGAGGAACUUCAGAAAGAUGUGGAAAGAAAGCGUCUCGGAUAAAUCCCGCUGUGAAGUGGAAAGAAGACUCAGAGACGUAUUUCAGAAAUAGCAGACACAGAAAUUUCCCACAUCACGUCUGCUUCAGGUAAGUAUAUAUGUCAUUUAAAUAUUUAAUAUAACAUGCACAAUAAGUAAAUAUUUAAUAUGCACAAAAAACACUCACUUAUCCACCAACCGGUCGAGGCAGAUGGCCGCCCUCCCUGAGCCUGGUUCUGCCAGAGGUUUCUUCCUGUUAAAAGGGAGUUUUUCCUCUCCACGGUCGCUCAUAGGGAUCAAUUGGAUACAAUAACUUUGUUGCUUUUUGGUCCGUCACAUUGACCAAAAACCAACAUGUUCUUAAUAGAGUGGUAAGUGAGUGUUUUACAUUUUCCAUCUGUGAACGGUAGCUUCUACCGCUCAUUUAUUGAUUUGGCACCAAUUUGGCACAAAAUAAAGAAAACUUUAAAA
Oreochromis aureus is the source of this 2438-nucleotide messenger RNA. RefSeq lists its product as uncharacterized. Gene Ontology annotation, biological process: microtubule cytoskeleton organization. Bases 232 to 2040 code for a protein of 602 amino acids. The transcript is spliced from 9 exons. Gene Ontology annotation, cellular component: cytoplasmic microtubule. Gene Ontology annotation, molecular function: microtubule binding. NCBI's taxonomy places the organism in Eukaryota, Metazoa, Chordata, Actinopteri, Cichliformes, Cichlidae. The record is from RefSeq and is a predicted model, not a curated record.